Messenger RNA from Cokeromyces recurvatus, 980 nucleotides. RefSeq lists its product as uncharacterized. Lineage: Eukaryota; Fungi; Mucoromycota; Mucoromycetes; Mucorales; Mucoraceae. The transcript has a single exon. The record is from RefSeq and is a predicted model, not a curated record. The coding region runs from base 223 to 948 and encodes 241 amino acids.
UUUUUUUUUGGGGGGGAGGGAGGGAGGGAAAGAGGAGGAGACGAAAAUUGCAAUAUGUUCCUCCCCCCCCUCCCCCACAAAGCCCCUUGUCACUUGAACAUUUAUAUACAUUAAUAAAUACACAUAAAAAAAAAUAUUUAUUCUCCCCCCUAUUAUUAUUAUUAUUACUGUUUCUUCAUCUAUUACUCUUUAUAUACAUUUAUAAAAAAAAAAAAAAUAGACAUGUUAAGGAUUAUUAAAAAUAAAAAUAUAGUUCAAUCUACUUUUCAACUUCGAUAUCUUUCAACAGAUUAUUUACCAGGUCGUAAAGGAUAUGCCCCUGGUUUUGAAGCUCCUGAAGGUACAAGAGAAACUCCCAAAGUGAAUCCUAAACGACGUGAUAUUAAACUUUCGCUUACCUCUCAUCUUGAAAACAACGAGAGCAAGAAAAGUGAUAUAUUAACAGAGAGUCCCAAAAAGCUGUAUCGUCGUGAACUUAAACAUACACGUCACCAAUAUGCACAUGAAUUAUUAGAAAAGGAAGGACAAAAGCAAAUGAGAUUAGCUGAAAGAAUAGAAUUAGGAGAAAAGAAAGCAAAAUUAAUUCAAGCAAGUUUAGAAGAAGAAAAAAGGAAACAAGAAGAACAUACGAGAGAGAUCGUUAAUAUGUUAUCAUUAGAUAAAAUUCAACAACAAGUACAAAAGGAAAGAAAUGAGAAAAGAAUUCAAAAUAGAUUAGCGUUUGAGGAAAUGCAUCGUAAUGAAAGACAUAAACAGUUAUCAAAAUUGUAUUCAAAGGUCGAUUCAUUUGUUACACUUGAUAAUUUAGAUGCUAAAGUAAAUGCAGUGUUAAGUCCAGAAGGCAAAUCGUUCCAUGAAGGAUUGGAUGAUUUAAUGCAUAAUAUAAAUACAGUUCAGACUGAAAUUGAACAUAGAAAAGAGCAAAUUAAAGAAGUAAUGGGACUUUAGAAAUAAAUAUUAUAUAAUAAUAAUAAUAAAAA